This is a messenger RNA of Musa acuminata subsp. malaccensis (wild Malaysian banana), 878 nucleotides long. Its product is annotated as UPF0548 protein At2g17695. Lineage: Eukaryota; Viridiplantae; Streptophyta; Magnoliopsida; Zingiberales; Musaceae. The record is from RefSeq and is a predicted model, not a curated record.
CACCUCAAACAUCCUACUUGGUGGGACGCCGACCGCGGCAUUGGCAUAGCAGUAACUCGAGGCAUAAUGGUGGGCGGCUUGUUCCUUAGUUUGGGGCGGCCCACGCGACAGCAGCAGAAGGCCUGCAUCGCCCGCUCCGGCGACUUCAACUACGACCCCAAAUUCCACGGCGCUUCCUCUUCUCUUCGAAGUAGUCUCGGAGACAACGUAGUAGUCGAAGAAGAAGCCCUUUCCAAGAGCGGUUUCUUCGUCAACCGCGCCCGUGUCCUCCUCGGCGCGGGUCCCCGCACCUUCGACCUUGCCAAAUCCGCCCUCCUCUCUUGGAAGCACUUUGAAUUGGGAUGGACGUUUGUGGAUCCGGAGACGCCGGUCGAGAAAGGGGAGAGGUUCUGCGUCUGCGUGAAGGAGGUGAUACCGUGGCUGAUGAUGCCGCUCCGGAUCGCCUACGUGCGUGACGAGAUCUCUGGCCGCGGCCCGACCAAGGCUUCCUUCGGUUUCGGCAGUGGCACUCUCCAAGGCCACCUCUUGGCUGGGGAGGAGCGCUUCUCGAUCGAGCGGGACGAGAACGACGAGGUCUGGUAUGAAAUCUAUUCCUUCUCUAAGCCUGCACACUUCCUCUCCAUGGUUGGCUAUCCAUAUGUAAAGCUUAGGCAGCAGUUCUUCGCUCAUCGUUCUGCGAAUGCACUAAAAAAGCAUGUUGCGGUAGGAGAGUGAGGACUUCUGCCUUGUGGAACAAUGACUUGUAUUAGCCAACAUGUGUGUAUUUACAUCCUCUCAUAAAAGGCAACUGUAGCUUAGCUGGAGUUAGCCGAGAUCUUGACUCGGCAUUACAUGGUACACUAUCUUUGAUCAUUGACAUGGAGGGUCUUGUUCAUCAA